AAAACGUUCAAAUUUCAAAAUAGACAAGUUUGGAGGGAAAUGUCAAUGAGUAACAAAACGAAAAUCUUGAUAUAAUUAUUUGCAGUUGAAAAUAAUUUAUAUUUAAUGUAUCAACAGGCUAUAUUCUUCUAAUUUCAAUUAUUGGGUAUUUCAUUUUUUCGAAAAUAUAAAAAAUGGAUCAGGAAACACGGAAAAAGUUGACAAGGGAAGAAUAUGAGAUACAGUUCUUUGGUUUUUCUCAUACGAUGCUCAACAAGUAUGUGAAAAAUUCAAUAAGAGAAGAAGUGAAAAAUGCAGUUGCAUCAUUAAUGGGACAUCUGAAGAUGAAAUACAGUAAAGAAAUACCCGAAGAAGAUUUCGAUUCCGUAGGUGAUCGACUAACUGAGUUGUUCAUGAAUGCUUCAAAAACUCCUCUGACAAAUUUAGAGAAUACGAUUGAAGAAUGUAUAUCAAUACCGGACCAUGUUCUUCUUGUCGAAGAUGAGAAAUACCAGAGGAACCAGCACACAGGAGUGGACAUGAACGAGCUUGAUAAAAAAAUUGAACAAUUGAAAAAGCGUGCUGUCAAGGCCAAGUACAUGGAAUGCCGGCUUCAAGAGGAAUUGAACUCUGUCGCUACUUUCGCCGAAUUAGGAACAAGGAAAGUGAAUGAACUGCAAAAGAGGGCGCUCGCCAUGAAAGAGAAGAACAAAAGAAAUAACGAAUUAGUUGAAAAGUUGGAGGAAAAUCAUGAUUCCGAUGAUGAGAUCUCGAAAGCCUAAGCCCCAAAGCUUAUAGCAACUAGUUCUUAAACUAAUUAUAAGGAACGCCUGGAAGAAGUGGAUCCAUAUAUCACAUGAUUUUUCAAUUAGAAUUAUGUUAACUAUCAAGUGGUAUAAAAUCUCUACGUUUAUACAUCAUUAGUUGAUUGAGAAGGAAUUGUCAGAAGCUUAUUUUUAUUUAAAAAUAUAAACUUAAUAUAGAAAUAUAAUAUAAAAUUUAAUAUAAAAAUAAUAUAAUAUAAAAAUAUAAGCUUAUUUUUAUUUGAAAAUAUAAACUUUCUGCAAUUCCUUCACUACGUUAUUAUAUUAUCUGUGGAAAGAUUUAGAUGUGAAUCAACCAAAAUAAUAGGAUGGACAAGCAAUUACCCAUCAAUCUGUGUAAUAAAGUUUGUAUGAUCAAUUUUUGUAGUAAACAUAUUUGUGACCCGUUAUACAUAGUUUUGCUGCGUCAUUGCCAGCAAAUUUUUUAUAUUAAAAUGACGUGGAUACUACUUAUAGAGAAACAGUUUCUGAGA
Messenger RNA from Nilaparvata lugens (brown planthopper), 1276 nucleotides. RefSeq lists its product as uncharacterized. The record is from RefSeq and is a predicted model, not a curated record. Bases 174 to 761 code for a protein of 195 amino acids. Lineage: Eukaryota; Metazoa; Arthropoda; Insecta; Hemiptera; Delphacidae. The transcript is spliced from 4 exons.